AUGCUCUCAUCUGAUCUUGAUGGCCCUCAGGCCUGGGUCAUUGUCGGCGCUGUUUUCUGGAAUAAUGCCCACCAUUGGGGAAUCCUCUCAAGCUAUGGUGUGUUUCUAGCCUAUUUUACGUCGCAUUCGACAUUUGCGGGGGCCAGAGCACUCGAUUACGCUUUCAUUGGGGGACUUUCCGCAUCGCAAGCGUUCGUGAUUUCCCCUCUAGUUACAAUCCUCCAUCAUCGUUUUGGAAUAAAGAUUACAAUGGCCGUUGGGGUCAUUUUAGAAACCGCUGCACUGCUAGGUGCGUCGUGGAGCACAGAAAUCUGGCAGCUAUACUUGAGCCAGGGUGUUUGUUUUGGCUGGGGACUGGGCAUGCAGUACCUUUCAACGACCUACCUGAUCCCCCAAUGGUUUGACAAACACCGCAGCCUCGCAGCAGGCAUAUGCACCGGUGGUACUGGGACUGGUGGACUCAUUUACUCUCUAGCUACGCAUGCUAUGCUUGCACGAUUUGGCAUUCCAUGGUCUUAUCGUAUCCUGGCAAUUGUUCAGUUGGCAGUCAACACUAUUUGCGUGCUUAUCGUCCGAGACAGGAGGUACAGGAGUCCACCGGGGGGCGGUACGCACAAAAUGCCGAAAAUCAACUUUCGACUUUGUCUCCGUUACGAAAUGUGGUUGGCUAUCGGAUGGAGCUUCUUCAGCGUCAUGGGAUUCAUGGUUAUCUGGUUCUCGCUGGCCACUUACGGAAGAAGUAUUGGUCUUACUUCCACGCAAGGCUCUAUUGUCACGGCUGUUAUGAACAUUGGACAGAUGUUUGGUCGUCCCAUGGUGGGUCUUCUCAGUGAUCGAAUUGGACGCAUCAAUAUGGCUGCCAUUGCUACUUGCAUUAGCGGCUUGCUUUGUCUUUUGCUAUGGGUAUUUGCUCGAGCAUAUGCGUCUCUUACAGUCUUUGCUUUGUUUGCGGGUAUCUUCUUUGGCACCUAUUGGACUGUGGUGGGCCCCAUGGGUGCGGAAGUGGUCGGUCUGGAUGACCUCCAAUCAGGUUUGGCUAUCAUUUGGUUGGCCUGUAUUAUUCCUGCAACCUUCGGUGAAGCCAUUGGGCUUGAACUUCACACGUCUGGGUCACAGCCAUACUUAGGCACUCAAUUAUUUACCGGCUUCAUGUAUAUAGCGGCUUUCCUAUUCCUGCAUUUCAAUGUCAGCCAGGCAUACCCGAAUUGGAGAGGCUCCGGUGGUUCAGGUGCCUGGAAAGUUUCAUGA
Messenger RNA from Penicillium verrucosum, 1248 nucleotides. RefSeq lists its product as uncharacterized. Gene Ontology annotation, biological process: transmembrane transport. Bases 1 to 1248 code for a protein of 415 amino acids. Gene Ontology annotation, molecular function: transmembrane transporter activity. The transcript is spliced from 5 exons. NCBI's taxonomy places the organism in Eukaryota, Fungi, Ascomycota, Eurotiomycetes, Eurotiales, Aspergillaceae. The record is from RefSeq and is a predicted model, not a curated record.